Molecule: messenger RNA, 2852 nt
Organism: Porites lobata
Lineage: Eukaryota; Metazoa; Cnidaria; Anthozoa; Scleractinia; Poritidae
Source: the annotation of a GenBank genome assembly
GCUUUGGAAACAGGAAUACAGCUCGGGGAAUCUGGAAUCCCACUGACGAUUGCAAUCCAGAAUCAAAGUUCCACUGACAAAGAAUGGGAUCCGGAAUCCACGGCGCGGAAUCGACAAUCCAAAACGGUUUUAGAUUCACUUAUAUGGGGCGACCAGUGACUACUUUAAACAACGAGGAAACCACUAGGACAAUCAGCAGCAAGUUGUAGGCGGAAAAGAGUAAACAGUGCUUUGUGUAGACCAGCAAUAUUGCGCAAAGACCAAAGAAAAUCGCUCAGAUUGAUUGUCCGUAUAGGCCCUUUGCAGCUAGCCAUUCACAUGGUACAAAACCGCCGUGCUGGAGAGCAAAAGUCGCACUGGGACAAGAAAAGCAAAGAAAGUUACCAUUUCAAAUUAUGUGUUUUUUGUUUGUCUUGUCCCAGUACGACUUUUGCUCUUCAGCAUGGCGGUUUUGUACUACGUGAAUGGCUAGCUGCAAAGGGCCAAUUAUAUGGAACUAUUACGAAGAGGUUAUAGAUAGACAGGCGCUUUCAAGGAGGGAGUCUGGUUAAAGGAUUGUUUUUCGUUUAUUUCCGCCCUUUUUCUUAAGAUUUCAUUGAAUCAAAACAUGGCACAAUUAGUUUGGAGUCCUUGAUUCAAUAAUUUUUGGAUGAUUUUUCGAAUGUUUUAAAUGUAGGAAAAUUAGGGAGGAGGGGAGGUAUAAAAAUUUUGGAAAUUUGAAAAUAUUGGAUUAGGGGUUUGUUAAAUAUUAAGAGGCAGUCUCCCUAAAAGCGGUCCACUCGAUUUCGCGACAAAAAAUACUUUUCCUUUAUUUUUUGUCGGUGAAGAGGUAUCUAAAUAAGCUGUUUUCUGUAUUUUGGAUGCAGUUACUAAAUGCCCAACAUGUCACUAAAAAAUGGCACACCUGGAGAAAUACUGGAACGUAUAGCUACGAUUUUUAUGCAAAGUGUAUAACCUCGUUUUGUUAAUUUCAUUAAGACAGUGGAACCUCGCCGUAAAGAAGGGCCGAGGGACCGGAAAAAUAUGUUCGCUAUAACGAGGUUAUACACUUUGCAUAAAAAUCGUAGCUAUACGUUCCAGUAUUUCUCCAGGUGUGCCAUUUUUUAGUGACAUGUUGGGCAUUUAGUAACUGCAUCCAAAAUGCAGAAAACAGCUUAUUUAGAUACAAACUUGCAUUGUUUAAUUACUAUAAGUGUACAAUAUUAGAAAGGCAACAAUGGUUCAGGUCAUAUUUUAUAGCUCAGGAAAAAUCCUGAGGGAAGGGGGUUUGUACACAGGCUAAUUUUUGACUACUGCAUAUUACUUUGAGGGGUGAAACUAAAAAAAGUCAGCGGUGGGAACUGUAUGGGAUAUGAAUCAAAAGUAUCCUGCUACUUAGCAAUUUCUAUGCAGUUGAACCACCUCUCUAUUCAAAGAAACAAAAUCACUUUACCAUUCAAAGCACUAUAGUUAUAAUCUAUCGUAAGCGACCACCAAAUCUUGGUAUGUGGGUUUGUCGUUUACUGUCGUCAGUCAAAAACCUUCACAUAAUGCGCCUUGUCUCGAGAAAGUCAAAAGAUUUUUUAUAGGUUAGUUUAUUAACCCUCGGACGUACACGCAAAGUCAUACUCCUACCGUGGUACAAGGUGGGGGGGUUAAUGGAACCUCCACCUUAAGUUUUUGAUAUGUUCCAGUAUUUCGAAACGAUUUUGCCUUCAGUGGAAAGCUGGAAAGCCUUUGAUCUUCUCUACAAGAUGAGGUAUAUUUUAUGCGUGGUGGCGCUGCUGGAAGUCUGUGACGUCACCAAACAUGGUCGCCAUCUUGGAUUCUUUCAAGAAUUAGAAAUCAGGUAAAAACGAUGAGAGUUAAUAAUUUUUUGCGCUUAACAUGUUCAAUAACAAAUAAAUUAUUAUUCUGCAUCAUUUCAUCCACAAACUUUACUUUUAUUCCUGAAAGAAGUUGAAAAAACAUUCAUUUUCACUCAGAAAUGACUUGACCACCUACUACUUGUGACGUCAUUUCUCGUAACCAUAGUAACUGACCAUUACUAAACUUGUCUCAAAAUGCGAGCAAGGGAUAAACGAACAACUACAGAAAACUUCAGGUGCUGAUGUUUUAUCGUCUAGGAAAAAAUCGGAAAAACCUUAGGGGGUGGCAACCACCCCCACCCCCGCUUGUACGUCCGAGGGUUUAGUUAAAUCGCACGCUUAGUUGCGGAUGUGUUAAUAUACGGGUAAAUCUAACAGCAAAACUGGACAAAUUGCGGGUACGUCACAUUCUUUUAACGACAAAAAAUUCCGAAUCCAGACUUAUGAAACUUGCUAUUCACUUGCAACAUUUAAGUUUUCCCAGAGUGUGGUAGCCUUUCUCAUCAACAGGACCGAAUGUUGUUGUAUCUCCAAACCUGAUCUGUUUGACCGGCAGUUGUGUCAUGUCUUGGUGGUGGUGAUGGUGACGGUAAUGGAGGUGACGAUGAUGAUGAAUGUUAAUGACAAUGGUGAUGAUGAUGAUAAGGACGAUUGUGAUGAUGAUAAUUAUAAUUAAAGACUGAUGAUGCAUGAAGAACGUUGACGUAUGUAAGUGAUGGUGAAUUUGUUGCUGAUGGUUGGUAUGGUAACGUCGAUGCUUAUUGUGACUAUGGCAGUGAUUUUGACGACGAUGAUAAGACCAUGAUUAUGGUGAUGGCGGUGACGACGAUGACUAUGAUAAUGGGGGCGGUAAUAAAGAUGAUAACGAUAUUAAGUUUAAAUGAUGACGAUUACGGCGACUGCAACGACGACGACGAUGAUGAUGAUGACGGCGACGACCAUAAUGAUAACGAUGAUGAUGAUGAUGAUGAUGAUGAUGAUGACGAGAAGAGAAGACUACGAUAG